GCGGGGCGACACCGGGGAGGACAGCACACCCGAACGCCAUCACGGCGCAGUCGGACGCGACAACUGAGCCGGGCAAUGGGCGCCGGCGUGGUGCGGGUUUGCGAGUGCCGCGAUCAAGUGCAUCUGUAUAGUGAGUGCGACCGCCGGUGAGCAGAGUGCUGCGCCUAAUGUCAGCCGGACGGCGCCGCCGGUGACCUCGCGCGCCUGACCCGGGCGGGUGCCGCGCGCCGUCGCGCAGGCCACCAUGACGAUGCUCGCGGUGUUCGGCGCGCUGCGCGGGGUGGUGCGCACCAACGCGCCGGGCGAGGUGCACCUGUCGUCGGUGUGGUCCGCCCUGCACCACCGCCUCACCGCCAUCCUGCUGCUGUUCCUCAUGCUGCUCGUGUCCGCGCGCCAGUACCUGGGCGAGCCCGUGCAGUGCGUGCAGCAGAAGGACGACGCGGGCGUGCCCGAGAGCGUCAUGAACACGUACUGCUUCAUCGCCACCACGUACACGGUGGUGCGGCCGAGGCCGGCGGCGGCCGCGCCCGCCGCCUCGCCCUGGGGCCGGACGGGCACCGUCCGCGGCGCCCUGCACCCGGGCCUGCAGGGGCUCGUCCAGAACCUCGGGGACGACCCCGCCCUGGACGACCCCGCGCCGGGGGUGGCCGACGAGCAGGGCGCCUCCAUCCGCCGGCACGCGUACUACCAGUGGGUGCCGCUGGUGCUGGGCAUGCAGGCCGUGCUGUUCGCCGCGCCCUACAUGUUCUGGACGCUGUGGGAGGGCGGUCUGGUGGCCGGCGCGCUGCGCGGCCUCCGUCUGCAGGAGGUGGUCGCCGCCGACAAGCGUCUCGGCCAGGUGCGCCUGCUCGCGAGGUACUUCCACGGCACUCUCAACAGCCACACGGUGUGGGCUGUGGGCUACUGGGCCGUCGAGGUGCUGAACCUGUGCAACGUGGUGCUCAACGCCCUCGCCCUGGACGCGCUGCUCGGGGGACGGUUCUUCAGCUACGGGAUGCAGGUGCUGGCCGCCGCCCCCGCUGCCCCCGCCGCCCCCGCGCACCCGCAGCUGCUGGUGCCCCGCCGCCUGGACCCGUACCCGCACUGGGAGCCGGCCGCGGCGCUGCACCGGCCCGCCGACCCUCUGGACCACCCAGAGGACCCCGCCGACCCCAUGGAGGCCGUGUUCCCGAAGCUCACCAAGUGCACCUUCUUCAAGUACGGCCCUUCAGGCUCCAUCCAGCGGCACGACGCGCUCUGCGUCAUGGCCUUGAACGUCGUCAACGAGAAGGUGUUCGUGCUGCUCUGGGUCUGGUUCGCCAUGCUCGCCGCCGCGUCGCUGCUCAUCGUGGUGCGGACCUGCGCGGCCAUGGCCGCCUACGCGUGCACCAGGAGGAGCGCGAGCAGGAACAGGCUGACGCUCUGGCUGUUCGGCCGGCUGCUGGGGCUGCCGCCGCUCUCCGUCGGCGUGUCCGAGACCCUCGCCGGCCACCUCAACGUCGGCGACUGGCUGUUCCUGCUGCUCCUGGCCAAGAACAUGCCGCGCGUCGUGUACCGCAGCCUGGCCAACGAGAUCGCCAUCGUCCUUGGCCCAAACAGGGGGCCGACGGCUCCCCCAAACAAGGGCCCCGCCGAGGACGGAAAGGAGCUCGACCCUCUGGUCCCCCUGGUGGAGGUGACCACAUGACGGCUGAGCUGGAAAUUUCGAUGCGCGGCGCGGCGCUCGGCAGCGCGACCCUGAACCAACUUCCUAGCCCCCUCCCUCCCUCCCUCCCCAUUUUCCCCUCCCCUCCCCUCCCACGUCCCCACGUGGAGUUGCCAGACGUCUGCUGCGGACGCCUGUUGCUUUUGUUUUGAUUUUGCAGAGUUAUUCUUCGAGGCAUAUUUCACGUCGAUGCUGGCCAGCUGGCCUCCCAUGGACCGACCGUCGCGUCGGCACCAACACGCGGGUAACUCUUGGCUCUCUAGUCGCAGACUGUUUUGAUCUCAUAUCUGCUGUUGGUGUGAGCUUUUUGCAGAAAGGUGGCGUUACCAAAGUUCAGUGCUAGUACAUAACAUUAACAUUUAUUUAUAGGACUUGUUCCUCGAUGUAAAAUAUGUACAAAUAAAGGGAACUUGUAAAACUAA
Molecule: messenger RNA, 2106 nt
Organism: Frankliniella occidentalis (western flower thrips)
Lineage: Eukaryota; Metazoa; Arthropoda; Insecta; Thysanoptera; Thripidae
Product: innexin inx2-like
Exons: 4
Coding region: 245-1666 (473 amino acids)
Biological process (GO): phototransduction
Cellular component (GO): plasma membrane; gap junction
Molecular function (GO): gap junction channel activity
Source: RefSeq, a predicted model, not a curated record